CUGUUUGCCAAUAUUGACAACGAACAUUACUGCUGGUUACCAUUUUCGAACCUCGAUAUUCCGUUCCAAGCUGUGGUAAAAAAAAUUGAAGAGCGACAAGAGAGAGGGGACGAGAUAAGUCUGACAAUGAAAUAAAAAUGUGCAUCGUAUCAUUGUUGUAGUUAAGAAGUUAAUCUUAAGAAAAUGGUCAUGAGUAUUUCGAUCAGUGAGGAUUAUCGUGUUGAGAAGGUUCGUUAGAAUUCAACAAUAUACUCAUAAACAAAUUCAAACCGGUGAAUUAAAGAAAGGAAAAAAGGUACAAUGGGUACAUCAAUUAAUGAUAAAAAACCAGCCAUGUCUACAACACAUUGGUUAUCAUCCAAAAGUAUGGAACGAGUAUUACAUGAACGUGAUCGUGUUGGUCUUCAAGAUUUUAUUCUUCUCGAGGACUUUCAAAGUGAAUCUGCAUUUAUUGAUAAUCUUCGCAAAAGAUUUAAGGAAGAUCUUAUCUAUACGUACAUCGGACAAGUAUUGAUUUCUGUCAAUCCUUAUAAAAAUCUUCCUAUUUACAAUAUCGACAGUAUACAAUUCUAUCAUAAAAGACAUUUUUUUGAAGCCCCACCGCAUAUUUUUGCAUUAGCUGAUACUGCUUAUCAAUCUCUCAUUCAAGAGAAUUAUGACCAAUGCAUCCUUAUUUCGGGUGAAUCUGGCUCUGGGAAAACAGAAGCAUCGAAAAAAAUAUUAGAAUUUAUAGCAGCUUCAACUAGACAUAAAAAGGAAGUUGAAGAAGUAAAUAGAAAAUUAAUCGGUAGUAAUCCAGUACUUGAAGCAUUUGGUAAUGCAAAAACCAAUCGUAACGAUAAUUCGUCACGUUUUGGUAAAUAUAUGGAUAUGCAGUUUAACAGUCGUGGAGACCCAAUUGGUGGUAAUAUUUUAAAUUAUUUAUUGGAGAAAUCACGUGUGGUACAUCAAUUUCCAGGUGAACGUAAUUUUCAUAUAUUUUAUCAACUUUUGGCUGGAGCUGAUGAAGAAACUCUUAACAAACUUUUUCUCAAACGUGAUUUGAAUACUUACGUUUAUUUAAGUAAUGGGGCAGAGGGUGGUUCGGUAGAUACUAUCAAUGAUACCAAUCAAUAUCAUGAGGUAGUAAAUGCUUUACAAACUAUUGAAAUGACGGAUGAAGAACAAAAUUGCUUAUUUUCCAUAGUUGCAUCUGUCUUGCAUCUGGGAAAUAUUGGUUUUACAGAAGAAAAUGAAAUUGCUAAAAUAGUACCCUUUAGUCCUGUCAGUUCAAUUUGUACUUUGUUAGGUUGUAGUACAAAAGAAUUGACCAAGGCUUUAACUCAUCGUACUAUAGAUGCACAAGGUGAUGUUGUAACCUCUCCAUUAAAUAGAGAAUUAGCAAUAUAUGCUCGUGAUGCAUUAGCAAAAGCUAUAUAUGAUAGAUUAUUUACAUGGCUUGUCAAUAGAUUAAAUAAGUCAUUACAACGACCUAUGGGUCAUAAAAAAUAUGUGGUCAUGGGAAUACUUGAUAUUUAUGGAUUCGAAAUUUUUCAAAAAAACAGCUUUGAGCAAUUUUGCAUUAAUUUUUGCAAUGAAAAACUACAACAAUUAUUUAUCCAACUAACUUUAAAAUCGGAGCAAGAAGAAUAUUCGAGAGAAGGUAUUGAGUGGGAACAUAUUCAAUAUUUUAAUAACAAAGUUAUAUGUGAUUUAAUAGAAGAAACACAUAAAGGAAUCAUAGCUUUCAUGGAUGAAGAAUGUUUACGCCCUGGCGAUCCAACAGAUAUAAGUUUUCUUGAGAAAUUGAACAAAAAUUUACAUAAUCAUACACAUUAUAUUAGUCAUAUAAAAGCAGACCUUAAGACACAGAAGAUAAUGGGUCGAGAUGAAUUUCGUUUAAUACAUUAUGCUGGAGAAGUUACAUAUAAUGUACGUGGAUUUCUUGAAAAAAAUAAUGAUUUAUUAUUUAGAAAUUUACGGGAAGUAAUGUCUCGUACAAAAAAUAUAAUUACAAAGACUACAUUUAAUCUGAAAGAUUUAACUAGUAGAAAGCGCCCAGAAACUGCUAUAACUCAAUUUAAGAAUAGUUUAAAUAAUCUUAUGGAAAUAUUAACAGGGAAAGAGCCUUCUUACAUCAGAUGCAUUAAGCCUAAUGAUUUCAAAAUGUCUAGUCGUUUCGAUGAUAAGAUUGUAUUACAUCAAGUCAAAUAUCUCGGUUUAAUGGAAAAUUUACGAGUAAGACGUGCUGGUUUUGCUUAUAGAAAAUUAUAUGCACAAUUUUUGAAUCGUUAUAAGUCUCUUUGCCCAGAGACUUGGCCGCAUUACAAAGGUUCAGCUAAAGAUGGAGUACAAACGCUCAUCUGUUAUCUUGGAUAUGAAUCUAAUGAAUAUAGAAUGGGCAAUACAAAGUUGUUUAUAAGAUUCCCCAAGACAUUAUUUGAAACAGAAGAUGCAUUUCAAUUAAAAAAGCAUGAUAUUGCUGCAAUCAUUCAAAGAAAAUGGAAGUGUAUACUUACACGACGACAAUAUUUAAAAACAAGAGAAGCUGUAAUAGUAUUACAGAAAUAUAUUCGUAGAUGGCUUGCAAAACGUGAAGCAAAAAGAAGACGUCAAGCUAUAAAGACUAUAUGCAGAUUUGUUAAAGGAUAUCUUACAAGAACUGGUCCACCAACUGCAGAAAAUAUGAUUUUUAUAGAAUUAGCAAAAUCACAAUGGCUUAUUAACCUUUCCCAGAACCUUCCUAGCGGUGUUCUAAAUAAUCAAUGGCCUCCAUGUCCUUAUUCUUGCAAACAAGCUUCAGAACAUUUAAGAUUAAUACAUAAAAGAUGGAAGGCACGAAACUAUAGAUUAGCCUUAACAGCUAAAGAAAAAACACAAUUUGAAUUAAAGAUUCUGGCUGAAACUUUAUUCAAGGAUAAAAAAAAGUCAUAUGAGAAAAGUUUAGGUCCAAGAUUUAGAAAUAGCAGGCUUGACGAUGAGCAGAAAACAUUAAUAAAGAACCUUGUUAAUUCGAUCAUUUCAAUUAAUGAAAGAAUAGAGUAUGCAGCCCCAGUAACCAAAUAUGAUCGACAUGGUUACAAAACUCGAGAUAGAAUUCUGCUGUUAACUAAACAAGCAGUAUAUAUAUUAGAAAUGAAAAAAACAUUAAAACUAAAGCAUCGGUUACCUUAUGAUCAUAUAGAUGAAGUCGUUGUUACCGGAGAAUCGGAUAAUCUCUUAAUUUUGCGAAUAUCCCCUGAUCUUAAGAAAGACAAGGGUGAUUUAAUAUUAGAAGUACCAUAUAUAAUAGAGGCAGUUACAAAAUUAAUUUAUAUUACAAACAAGCAAAAGAUUUUAAAAAUAAUUAAUACAGAUACAACUUUCCAUAAGUUAAUAAAUGGUAAGGAAGGCAUUAUUGAAUUCAAGAUGGGAAAUGAGUCAGCGAUAAGUAAAAAUCGACAAAGUGGCCAUCUCCUGGUGGUAAAUCAUAUUUUAUAUAUAUAUAUAUCUAUAUGUAUGUGAAAAAAGUAUAAUGAAUUAUUUAUAUAA
Molecule: messenger RNA, 3510 nt
Organism: Polistes dominula (European paper wasp)
Lineage: Eukaryota; Metazoa; Arthropoda; Insecta; Hymenoptera; Vespidae
Gene: Myo61F
Product: unconventional myosin 61F
Biological process (GO): actin filament-based movement; actin filament organization; endocytosis
Cellular component (GO): myosin complex; cytoplasm; actin cytoskeleton
Molecular function (GO): microfilament motor activity; actin filament binding; ATP binding
Source: RefSeq, a predicted model, not a curated record